Molecule: messenger RNA, 405 nt
Organism: Juglans microcarpa x Juglans regia
Lineage: Eukaryota; Viridiplantae; Streptophyta; Magnoliopsida; Fagales; Juglandaceae
Exons: 1
Coding region: 1-405 (134 amino acids)
Source: RefSeq, a predicted model, not a curated record
AUGAAAGGAGUCAUGAGAUUCGGAAAGAAAGGUAAAUUGAGUCCUAGAUACAUUGGGUCGUUUGAGAUUCUUGAUCGGAUUGGACCGGUGGCGUAUAGGGUGGCUCUACCACCGGCGUUCUCGGGAGUGCAUAAUGUGUUCCAUGUGUCCAUGUUGAGGAAGUAUAUACAUGACCCCACUCACAUCACAGAUCAUGAACCCUUGCAGAUUCAAGAAGACGUGACCUACACCGAGGAACCAUUACGGAUUCUGAACAGGAAAGAGCAAGUGUUGCGGAAUCGAACUAUUUCUUUAGUUAAAGUAUUGUGGAAUAAUCAUGCUAUCAAUGAAGCAUCUUGGGAAUUCAAGGAAGAGAUGCGCGUAAAGUAUCCUCACUUGUUCGAAGAAAAUUAUUAUAGCUUGUAG